UUAGCAGUGAAUGACCCGGAUGUUGAUUAGCGCUGUGUGGGAACACCACGCUGCCUGUGUGCUUCUGCCACACACCAAUGGAUGCUUUCGAGCUGUUUCGAAAGCUCGGAACUGGGGCUAAAUUCGACUUGAAGAGAUUUGGUCAAGACGCCGCUCGGUUUAAGUUUUCCAGAACUCCAGGAGGAAAGGCUGCAUCAGACUUUGUCUCUGAGAUUGAUUACUUUGGCUCAGGGACAACAUAUGGAGCCCAGAGAAAGGAUGAGGAGGGAAGUGGCACUGGAGGAUCGACAGAAAAGGGCAAAAGGAAGCGCAAAGAAGAGGAGGGAGACGUGAGGUGCAAGAAGAAAACGACCAAAAGCAACCAGGUGGAGGUGGAAGGUAAUGGUCGGCAGCUGAAUGAGACUCAGGGCAUCACUUGGACCUCCUCACUGGACAAAAAAAUCCACAACGUGCAAACAGACGGGAAGGAGAAAUCCUCGCUGAAGAGGCUGAAGCAAAUUCACCAGGAGAAGGUGAAUCGUAUUCGUGCUAAACACCGUAUAAAUGUGCACGGCAGCGACMUGCCCGACCCUGUGUGCACAUUUGAGGAGCUGCAGUCGGAGUAUCAUCUCAACGCGCGCAUCCUUCAGAACCUCAGAGACGCAGGGCUGAACUCUCCGACGCCGAUACAGAUGCAGGCGAUACCGCUCAUGAUGCACGGUCGGGAGCUCUUGGCCUGCGCUCCCACGGGAUCAGGAAAAACYUUGGCUUUCUCCAUCCCGCUGCUCGCCCACCUGCAGCAGCCAGCAAACCUCGGCUUCAGAGCGCUGAUCAUCUCUCCAACCAGAGAACUGGCCAGCCAGACUUACAGAGAGCUGCUCCGCCUGUCGGACGGAGUCGGGUUCAGAGUUCACAUCAUCGACAAAGCUUCCCUGGCUGCCAAGAAAUAUGGACCACAAUCAAACAAGAAAUACGACAUCCUCGUCAGCACUCCGAACAGACUGAUCUACCUUCUGAAGCAGGAUCCUCCUGCUGUUGACCUCAGCAGUGUGGAGUGGUUGGUUGUGGAUGAGGCAGAUAAGCUGUUUGAAGAUGGUAAGACUGGAUUCAGGGAGCAGCUGGCCACAGUUUUUCUCGCCUGCUCUGGUGCAAAGGUGCGCAGGGCUUUCUACAGCGCCACGUGCACGCCGGUGGUAGAGCAGUGGUGCCGGCUGAACCUCGACAACCUGGUUUCUGUCAACAUUGGACACCGAAAUACAGCCGUGGAUACGGUGGAGCAGGAGCUGCUGUUUGUCGGGACAGAGAACGGCAAGCUGGUGGCCAUGAGGGACAUCAUCAAAAAAGGUUUCCUCCCUCCCAUGCUAGUGUUCGUUCAGUCCAAAGAGCGAGCACGAGAGCUCUUCCACGAGUUGGUGUAUGAAGGUAUCAACGUGGACGUGAUCCACGCCGAGCGCACACAGCAGCAGAGGGAAAAUGUGGUGAACAGCUUUCGCUCCGGUAAGAUUUGGGUGCUGAUCUGCACGGCUCUGCUCGCCAGAGGAAUCGAUUUUAAAGGAGUGAACCUCGUCCUGAACUACGACUUCCCCACCAGCGCUGUGGAGUACAUCCACAGAAUCGGUCGAACUGGCAGAGCAGGGCAUCGGGGGAAGGCCAUCACCUUCUUCACAGAGAACGACAAACCGUUGUUACGCAGCAUUGCUAAUGUAAUAAAACAAGCUGGCUGUCCUGUACCAGACUACAUGAUAGGUUUCAAGAAAAUACACAGUAAAGUAAAACGGAGGCUUGAGAAAAAACCUCCCAAGAGAAACACCAUCUGCACAACUCCUCGCUUCCUAAUGAAGAAAAAAGGCAAAGCUCAGAAAACGGAGCAAAAGCAAACAGCAGGAACUGAACCCCCAACUGCAGAACAACAGCAAGAAGAGGUGAAGAAGACAAAAGGAGGCGGGAAAAGAGAUGCAUCGAAAGGAAGAGGAAAAGAAAAACGUAAAAACACAGCUCAGAAGAUGGGAUCGAAUUCAUCGGGAGUGAAGUUAAAAAAGUAAUAAAGGAAGAAGGGCCUGAAUGUUUCAUCAAAGACGGUCUGAGGAACAACUGCUGAUAAGCAGAUUAAUGAGGACUUUGACUUUUCCAUCAGUAUAUUAGUUUUCACAUUUGUGCAUUGUAUUAUCUGAAUAAAAAAAUCAAUAAAAGUUUAUAUACCAUU
Austrofundulus limnaeus is the source of this 2182-nucleotide messenger RNA. It is a transcript of the gene ddx52, whose product is annotated as DEAD (Asp-Glu-Ala-Asp) box polypeptide 52. Gene Ontology annotation, cellular component: cytosol. NCBI's taxonomy places the organism in Eukaryota, Metazoa, Chordata, Actinopteri, Cyprinodontiformes, Rivulidae. Bases 78 to 2021 code for a protein of 647 amino acids. Gene Ontology annotation, molecular function: nucleic acid binding; ATP binding; RNA helicase activity. The transcript has 15 exons. The record is from RefSeq and is a predicted model, not a curated record. Gene Ontology annotation, biological process: maturation of SSU-rRNA.